AUGCUUGACCCUCCGUUCCCUUUAUUCGACGAUGGCACGGGCCGAGCCAACGUGGUAGGAGCACGUUCGGCAGCAGGGUUGGAGCUGACGGUCGGCACGGAGGUGUUUGACGACAGUGGCAAGUCGGUGGUGCGCAGCACUGUUGAUUAUCUGCAGGGCAUCAAGGUGCUGGGAGUGAAGCGAGUGGAGAAGGUGCUCCCGGUGGGCACCAGCCUCACUGUCGUGGGUGAGGCUGUGAGGGACGACCGGGGGAGCAUCACGCUGCAGCGGCCGCACCAGGGCGGCCCAUUCUUCGUCUCGCCGCGCUCCCUAGAUGCCCUCAUCGCCUCCCUCGGCACCUUCUCCCAGUGGUGCCGCUGGCUGUCGUAUGGGUGCACGGCGGUGGGAGCGGUGCUGAUAGUGGGGCGCAUUGUGGGGGGCGUGAUGGAGAGGAGGAGGAGGGCCGCCCUCAGGAGGAGAGUAUUUGAGGCGGAAGCAGCAGCGUCAGCAGCAAGGGAUCAGAGCAACUCAUCAGCCUCCCAAAACGAUCCUGCCACGUCAGAUGCAGCCAAGGAAGCAGCUGACGGGGACUUGCCAGCUCAGCUGCCCGACACCUGUGCGAGCACAUGUGCUGCUGUGUGCACUGUGCGGCUCAGCUCACUCAGUGCCCCUCAUUCUGCCAUGCCCUGUGCGGGCACAUGUGCUGUUGUGUGCACUGUGCGGCUCAGCUCACUCAGUGCCCCCUCUGCCGCCGCCGCGUCGACCAGCUAG
Closterium sp. NIES-65 is the source of this 750-nucleotide messenger RNA. The record is from the annotation of a GenBank genome assembly. NCBI's taxonomy places the organism in Eukaryota, Viridiplantae, Streptophyta, Zygnematophyceae, Desmidiales, Closteriaceae.